Molecule: messenger RNA, 2467 nt
Organism: Grammomys surdaster
Lineage: Eukaryota; Metazoa; Chordata; Mammalia; Rodentia; Muridae
Gene: Jph1
Product: junctophilin 1
Exons: 6
Coding region: 195-2177 (660 amino acids)
Cellular component (GO): junctional membrane complex; endoplasmic reticulum membrane; sarcoplasmic reticulum
Source: RefSeq, a predicted model, not a curated record
GGCGGUGGCGGCGGCGGCAAAAGAGGAGGGGAGGACGGGGGCGGCGUCGGACUGGAGCCGAUCGGCGGUGCGAGCUGUCCGGGGUGCAGUCGUGAGCUCGCCCGCCGGGCCCCCACCCCCGAUCUACACCCUGCGGUGCCCAGCUCUGCCCGCGUCCGUGCCCCCGCGGGGAGCGCGCCGGGGCUGCCCCCCGAAUGACGGGCGGAAGGUUCGACUUCGACGAUGGCGGCACCUACUGCGGCGGCUGGGAGGAGGGCAAGGCGCACGGGCAUGGCAUCUGCACGGGGCCCAAGGGUCAGGGCGAGUACUCUGGCUCCUGGUCACACGGCUUCGAGGUGGUUGGAGGCUACACCUGGCCCAGCGGCAACACCUACCAGGGCUACUGGGCGCAAGGCAAACGGCACGGGCUGGGGGUGGAGACGAAGGGCAAGUGGAUGUACCGGGGGGAGUGGUCACAUGGUUUCAAGGGGCGCUACGGGGUCCGGCAGAGCCUGUGCACCCCCGCCCGCUACGAGGGGACCUGGAGUAACGGGCUGCAAGACGGGUACGGCGUGGAGACCUACGGGGAUGGAGGUACCUACCAGGGCCAGUGGGCUGGAGGCAUGCGGCAUGGCUACGGUGUGCGCCAGAGUGUGCCCUAUGGCAUAGCCACAGUGAUCCGCUCCCCACUGCGGACAUCCCUGGCCUCCCUGCGCAGCGAACAGAGCAAUGGCAGCGUGCUGCAUGAAGCUGCAGCCGCAGCUGCAGACAACCCGGCUGGCACAAGAGGUGGCUUCGUGCUCAACUUCCAUGCGGACACAGAGCUGGGCAAGAAAAAGGGUGGCCUCUUCCGUCGGGGCUCCCUUCUCGGCAGCAUGAAACUCCGCAAAUCCGAAUCCAAGUCUUCCAUCUCCAGCAAGCGCAGCUCGGUCCGCAGUGAUGCAGCCAUGAGCAGAAUCAGUUCUAGCGAUGCCAACUCCACCAUCAGCUUCGGUGAUGUCGAUUGUGAUUUUUGCCCCGUGGAAGAUCAUGUGGAUGCCACUACUACGGAAACCUACAUGGGCGAGUGGAAGAAUGAUAAGCGCAAUGGCUUCGGCAUCAGCGAACGCUCCAACGGCAUGAAGUAUGAAGGCGAGUGGGCCAAUAACAAGAGGCAUGGGUACGGCUGCACUGUGUUUCCUGAUGGCUCCAAGGAAGAGGGAAAAUACAAAAAUAAUAUCCUGGUCCGUGGAAUAAGGAAGCAGCUUAUACCAAUAAGAAAUACAAAAACUAGGGAGAAGGUGGAUAGAGCAAUUGAAGGCGCACAAAGGGCGGCGGCCAUGGCCAGAACCAAAGUGGAAAUAGCAAACUCAAGGACUGCACAUGCCAGAGCAAAAGCCGAUGCUGCUGACCAAGCUGCACUGGCUGCUCGCCAGGAGUGCGAUAUAGCAAGAGCUAUGGCCAGAGAGCUGUCACCUGAUUUCUACCAACCAGGCCCUGAUUAUAUCAAACAAAGAUUUCAGGAGGGGGUAGAUAUUAAAGAAAAUCCAGAAGAAAAGGUCCCAGAAAAGCCUCCGUCACCAAAGGAAUCUCCUCAUUUUUAUCGCAAAGGCACGACACCUCCCAGGUCUCCUGAGGCAAGUCCCAAACAGAGCCACUCUCCCCAGCCUUCCUCCCCAAAGUCCACAAAAACACAAAACCCCAGCUCAGGGACAAGACUCAGUCAAGAUAAACGGAGCCUAGCUGAGGAGCAAGUGACAGCCAUUGUCAAUAAGCCCUUGAUGUCAAAGGCUCCCUCAAAGGAUCUGGGAGCAACCAUGUCCAAGUACUCUGGCCGCCACUAUGUCCCCAACCCCAGCAACGGGGAGCUGCACUCUCAGUAUCACGGCUACUAUGUGAAACUGAACACGCCCCAGCAUCCUCCAGACGACAGGGAGGAUGACAGCGGUGUCAGCCAGUCUUCCUCAGCAUUGGUACCUAGACUGUCACCUAACAAGUGGAGUUCCCCUAAAUCUGUGACAAAACCAGUUGCCAAAGAAAGCAAAACUGAGCCAAAAGCAAAGAAGUCUGAACUUGCUAUACCAAAGAAUCCAGCAAGCAAUGAUACCUGCCCUUCAUUGGAAAAAGAAGCCAAUUCUGGCCCUAAUUCCAUCAUGAUUGUCCUGGUCAUGCUGUUGAAUAUUGGGUUGGCCAUUCUUUUUGUUCACUUUCUGACUUGAUUGGAAUUAGGAAAGGGCCAUUUCCAAAGUUUGGCCAUCAUGAAUAGAGCAGCAGUGAACAUGGUAGAGCAAGUGUUCCUGUGGUAGGAUAAAGUGUCCCUUGGGCACAUCCCCAAGUGUGGUAUAGCUGGAUCCCACAGCAGAUCAGUUUUCAUCUUUUAAGUAACUGUCGUGAUGAUUUCCAUAGUGACUGUCUCAGGCAAACUCAUAAAAAUGUGAAAAAUAUUGAGCAUUCAGUAAAAUCCAUGAUAUUUUCUCCAGAUAAAAGCAAUAAAGUCCUAUUUCAGGAC